CUCCUCUGACAAAUCAUCAAUGGCCAGGAACCUUUAGCAGACACACUCUAUUGCUCCCACCCACACAAAUUUAACAGAAGUCAAAAGUUCCUUUUUCAUUUCACAGUCAAAGAGCGGGCCUUGUUUAUUUCAUUUUAUUUGACACAGCUGAAGGCCUCCGAGAGUGGUUAAGGUCAUAAGUGUAGGCUAUACAAUAAGAGAGAGAGACAUUUUUUUGGUUUUCGUUGAGAGAGAGGAAAUUUGGAAACAUUGUGCAAUGGUGCAAAUGGUGAAAAAGUUUUGAAAGGUUGUCAGAGUGUUUUGCCAGCAAAGCGUCUGAGAGUCGGUCCGUUGGAGAAGAGGUCCCCAUGUUGCAUCCAUACAGAAUGGAGAGCUACCUCAUCCCUCCUCACUCAGAAGAAAUGUAUGAUCCAGAGAUCUACAGACAUCAAAUUGCAGAAUAUUACAACCCAUAUGUCCUAGAUGCAGAUAUCCAGGCAGGCUGUGGCCAUUAUGCUGUUUCUCACCUUCUCUAUUUAGAUCACUGGGACUACCACCCUCACCCUCAUGUACACCCUACAGAAUUUGAAAACCUCCAAGAGACCAACUUCACAGAGCUGCAGAGUGUGCAGGCUCUCCACCCACCUGGUCUCAUACGACACGACAGCAUACGUUAUGAGGGAGAAAACCUGCUUGAUCCAAAUCUUGGGGCACAUGCACAUGUGUUACAGCAACCAGUAGCAUUCUUCCCUCGGACCGUGUAUCCACCACACGUGUCCCAGCGCAGCUCUGAUGAUGAGGACCACGGAGGACGAAGUCCCCCGCUGGAGGUGUCUGAUGAGGAGUGUUUGAGAGAUCGAGUCCCUUAUGUCACACCGGGUGAGCUGGGCAACAAAAAGAAGAUCCGUUUGUACCAGUUCCUGUUGGACCUUUUAAGGAAUGGCGAUAUGAAGGACAGUAUCUGGUGGGUGGACAGAGACAAAGGGACUUUCCAGUUUUCCUCCAAACACAAAGAGGCGCUCGCACACCGCUGGGGAAUCCAGAAGGGCAACCGCAAAAAAAUGACCUAUCAGAAGAUGGCUCGUGCUUUGCGCAACUAUGGCAAAACUGGAGAGGUAAAAAAGAUAAAGAAGAAGUUAACGUACCAGUUCAGUGAUGAGGUGCUGGGGAAGAGUCAUCUAGAGAGAAAACCAUAUAUGUAGGCGGGAAGGAAACCGAUAUGUCUGGAUGGAAUGAUGAAAAGUGUUGACAUUAGAGUUGCAGUUUCUGGUGUUAGAUGCUUAGUUAAACUAUGCUAUUCUGGACAGUACAGUAGCAUUUUGUGAAUAGCACCAAUACUGCCGUAUAAUGGGAUCAAUCCUUUGAAAAUACUAGGUAAUGCAGUAUAAAAUUCUGUAUAUUAAGACAUGUUGGAGACCACUUUGUAAUUGUCAUCUGAAGUAGAGAUACCACAGAAACCUUGGUUUGGUUUAUCUGUCAGAAAGCAGCCGUAUGCAGAUAUAGUGUCUAUACAUAGAGUCAGUAUAGAAUAUGAAAAUGUGCAACCUCUCAUUUGCGAAUGUGUACAGAGAUUUGUGAAUAGGUACUCAGAUUUAAAAAGGCAUUAUAAGUAUCUCCUGUUUGUGAAAUUCUGUCCCGUUUGGUUAAUUUGCCAUGAGAUAAACAAAACCAGCAUUCUAAACCAUGCACACUACCAGGUGGUGGCAGCAAGCUGCUUCUCAGUACAGCAGUUUUGAUGUGGUGGCCAAAUUUGAAACUGCAAGUCAUGUGAUGCUAGGGUUCAGACAGAUGUUUGCCAUACAUAUCUAAUAUAUAAACACAUAGAUAACAACAGCAGUAUGAAGAACAUUUCCUGAGAAUCACACACAUACAACUGCCUGUUGGAUAUCAGAGUUUAAAUCAUUAGAUCAAGUACAUUCAGUUGCUAAAACUAAAAUAGUCUAAUGAAUUCAGUCCAAUUUAUAUCAGUAAGGGUAGGCUAAAUAACAUGUAAACAUAAAUAUGAUUCAACAGCAACACAAACUACAUCCCACAAUAAAGUUCAACACCUCCCUAAAAGACAUUCCAACCUUCAUGAAGGCAAGAAUCAUUGCAGGACUGUUGUGUUAGACUGCAUUAAUUUUAGUUGAGUGUACCCAACAAACUGGCAGCUGAGUGUCUUUUAAAAGCCACCCACUGCAGCUGAAGUCUGCAGGAGUAAGACACAAAUGCAUGAGCAUUAUAUAUUUUUUUUAGCAUUCAGUAUGUGCUGUGUGAGCAGCUUUCAUUUAAAUGAAAAGGCCACUUUUAAACACAUUGUCCAGUGUUUAAUAUAUCCAAGGUGCUGAUGCAUAAAUAUGUUAAUAUAUACAGAGAAGCUUUAAACCAGCAAAACCACCACUACCCAGCACGAGCAUCUACAAUGCCAAAGCUGUAGGGCUGGACACCGAUUUUGAACUAUGGAUAUACACUCAUAAAUCUUUGUUGACAUUUCCAAAUGUGGGUAUGAAAGAUAUUUUCUUUUCUUCUCCAAGAUGAGAAGAUUGAUACAACUCUUGUGUAUAUACGGCCAGCAGGGGGUUAUCUUAGUUUAGAUAAGGUUUGGAAACAGUGGGUAACAUCUCGCCUGGCUCUUUACAAAGCUAAGCUUGUCUAGCUGAGUAAUAUAACUCAUUAUAUCUCUUCUGUUUAGUCUGUACAAAAACCUGAACGUAAAAACAACAGAUUGUGGAGCUACUUGAUGGACUAUUCUUUGUUUGUGAGCAGUGACUUCCUUGCUGUCACUGUUAGGUCGCCAGCACACCAGCAGAGACUGGGACUAGCUUCUUAUUAACUGUGCAGACAUGACAGUGGUAUCAGUCUUUGCCUUUUAGUGAAUAACUGUCAUAUUAGACUAUUCUUUUAGUGACUGUAAUUUAUAGAGUACUAUCAAAAGGCAAAAGUGGGCAGUCACUGUGGCGCCCUGUGUGCAUUUUCACAUGUGGGUGCACACACACACAUAUCAGUGCAUAAUCUAUUUUGAAGUCAUGAUACUUAACCACUAGUUGUCCCCAGAGAGAAAACACAGUAGGACCAGGCCCUCUUACUACUGUGUUUGACCCUCCUUAUGCUGGACAUGCUUAAGUUAUCUUUUAAUUGUGGGAGAUACCACUGUUUGUAAAUAUUUCCAAUUCCAUUUAUAUUUAAAACAGCAAGGAGACACACAGUCAUUAAUGAGAUUGACUAACCUAGAGAAUUUACUGUGAUUAGGUUAUAUAUUGUACCAUAAUCACAGUUAUUUACAUAUUGAUAAAAUUGUUUGUACAAAUACAUCAAACUCUGUAUGUUAUAAUUAAGAAUUGCUUGUAAAAAAAUAAAUUGUUCAUCAGUG
This is a messenger RNA of Lates calcarifer (barramundi perch), 3328 nucleotides long. It is a transcript of the gene spi1b, whose product is annotated as Spi-1 proto-oncogene b. The coding region runs from base 348 to 1181 and encodes 277 amino acids. The transcript is spliced from 5 exons. The record is from RefSeq and is a predicted model, not a curated record. NCBI's taxonomy places the organism in Eukaryota, Metazoa, Chordata, Actinopteri, Centropomidae. Gene Ontology annotation, molecular function: DNA-binding transcription factor activity, RNA polymerase II-specific; sequence-specific DNA binding. Gene Ontology annotation, cellular component: nucleus. Gene Ontology annotation, biological process: cell differentiation; regulation of transcription by RNA polymerase II.